GCUCCAGCAAGUGGUGCUGUUGAAUCCACGAUCGUAAGAUUCAAUGGAACGCUCGACUUUCCUUCUAUCUAUCGUGGCCCUCCUUCCCCAGAAAUUGAUGCUGCUUGGGCUAGGAUAGCUCACGAUGUGCUGCCAACUCGGAUGUCACUUGAGGAAAUUCUCAAAGCCGGCGAAGUAGACUCACCUUCCAAGGUCAAAUAUCCACCCGAAUUUGGUGGGGGCUUCAUGGUAUCUAUGGAAGCCCCUCAUCAACUCCAUUGUCUGAAUUUACUUCGCAAGGCCUCAUGGUCUGAGUAUUACGGACUCACGGAUAUUUCGUUCCAGGACUCACCCGAAGUAGUUCGCAUGCAUCUUGAUCAUUGCAUCGAAAUGAUCAGGCAGAAUCUCAUGUGCAAUGCCGACGUAACGAUGAUGACAUGGGACUGGAUUCAGGGACACAAGAUUCCAUACCCUGACUUCAACACCCGCCACCAAUGCAGGAACUAUGAGAAAAUUUUGGAUUGGGCUGUUGAGCAUGCUUUUCAUAUCCCUCGAUCAGCGGUUACUCGUUUCGAAGAUACAGUUGACAUCCCCUUGCCCCUCCAACUGAUGCACAAUGAUGUAUAG
Suillus plorans is the source of this 606-nucleotide messenger RNA. RefSeq lists its product as uncharacterized. The transcript has 4 exons. Lineage: Eukaryota; Fungi; Basidiomycota; Agaricomycetes; Boletales; Suillaceae. The record is from RefSeq and is a predicted model, not a curated record. Gene Ontology annotation, biological process: mycotoxin biosynthetic process. The annotation marks the transcript as partial.